AUGGCAGUUACUGGUUACUUUAUCGAUGACGACUGGAACUACCGGGAGAUCUUGAUUGGCUUUGAGCCGCUUCAUAGAACGCAUUCAGGCGUGAACCUAAGUGCUAUAUUUCUAGAUCUGCUACAGCAGCAUCAUAUUACGGAUCAGGUGCUCACAAUUAUCACUGAUAAUGUAUCGAACAACAAUACGUUAAUGUCAAGCAUUCAAGAAUCUGUCCAGUCACUUAACCUUGAUAAUAAUACUUCUAUUAUCCGGGUUCCAUGUAUCGUUUACGUUAUCCAACUUAGUCUCAAGCAGCUUCUUGGUCAGAUGAAAGCUAAUCCUAAGAACGAGAUAACUGAGAUAAUCAGAAGCUCAGUCUCAAUCAACGCUGCAACAGAUAAGCUUGCAGAUUACUACAGCAAAACAGAUAAGUUUCAUGGUGAUCUCUUUGCAAUUAAUACAAUGUUUGCACCAGAAAAUAAGCUACAUUUCUUCUCAGGGAAGGGCUGGGACGAUAAUUACGACUGGCGCCGGAGAUAUCGUCAAAGCUUCGAGAACUAUAUGGAGUCAUACAAACAAUGUCUUGCUAACCUACAGACGUUGUUACAGGCCCAACCGCCGUCGCUACCAAGAUCAGCGAUUGAGAUGUCUCUUAAAGGGGCAAAGACUCAACGUUUAGGCAAGCGUGGUGAGCUUGCGCAGUAUCUCGAGGCUGAUACUGUUGAGAUUUCUCCUCGCGCAUUCUGA
Aspergillus affinis is the source of this 729-nucleotide messenger RNA. RefSeq lists its product as uncharacterized. NCBI's taxonomy places the organism in Eukaryota, Fungi, Ascomycota, Eurotiomycetes, Eurotiales, Aspergillaceae. The transcript is spliced from 3 exons. The coding region runs from base 1 to 729 and encodes 242 amino acids. The record is from RefSeq and is a predicted model, not a curated record.